Molecule: messenger RNA, 2117 nt
Organism: Aedes aegypti (yellow fever mosquito)
Lineage: Eukaryota; Metazoa; Arthropoda; Insecta; Diptera; Culicidae
Product: zinc finger protein 2 homolog
Exons: 2
Coding region: 172-2082 (636 amino acids)
Biological process (GO): regulation of transcription by RNA polymerase II
Cellular component (GO): nucleus
Molecular function (GO): DNA-binding transcription factor activity, RNA polymerase II-specific; RNA polymerase II transcription regulatory region sequence-specific DNA binding
Source: RefSeq, a predicted model, not a curated record
UCUAAAACAGUUUAAGCUGUAGAUAGGUGCCUGAUAUGUGAUAUUAGUCAUUUAUGCUUCCAUCGGUGAGCAACUGCUUCCAAACAAAAACAAAUUCCAAGCCGGUGGUAGCGUUCGUAUUUUAGAGUCAAUAUCAGUUUCCUGUGAAUAAAAUCGUGUAUUUUAAUAAAAAUGGGUCGUAAGUGCAGUGUGGCUGAAUGUGGAUCCAAUUACGAAAGCAGACUGCGAUUGGGACGACAUGCAACAAGCACCUUUAAAUUUCCCGAUGAUCCGUCGAUCCGCGAACAGUGGGUGGCAGCUGUGGCUAGACCGGACGGAUGGCAGCCGAAGAAGACCUCCUGCAUUUGCAUGAAUCACUUCCGCAAGGAUGAUUUUGAGAAGCUAAGUAAACCGGCUAAGCUAAAGCCGGAUGCUGUGCCUACGCUAUUUGGUACCGCUAUGGCUGAGUAUGAACCGAUUAAGAAACCUAGCGGCCCUCCCGAAGAACUGAAUAUUGAUUUCGAGAGCUUCUAUGGACGGGUGCUGGAGAAAACAGAAUUUUCCGGAUGGCAUUUUUACAAAAAGAAGCAAAUAAUACAUUUUUACACCGUAAAGGAUUCAGAUCGAGACAGUGCCAUUGAGAUAGUGAACAGUAUUAAGAUAUACGAGGAUAUGAAAAUUAAUGUAUUCAAUAAGGAAGUAAGGCUAUCGGAUGCAGUUGUUCGCCGUGUCCUCGGAAGAGAUUUAAAGCUAUGUCGUUGGUCGCAAUUUGAAGCUCUUCUGAAAAAAUACGAACUGAAAUCUAAAGUCAGCGAGCCAGAGGAAAGCAAUGAUGUAGGCAAGAGGAACAAAAGACAAAAAUCCAGAAACGACAUUCAAAUGGUAACGAUUCCUGAGCAUAAUAUCAAAAGUGAACCCACUGAAGAUGAUACUGAUCUCUUGCAAAAUGAAAUGGAAUUGGACAUGGAGAUUGUUAAAGAGGAAACAAAUGUGCCUCAAUCUGACGAAGACUCCGAACAAGAAUCGGACCACUCUCCGGAGGAAAAAAUGAACUUGUACGAAACACUGCGAAUUCUUUCCGAAGCCAAGCAUAAGUGUUUCAUCUGUAAUCGAGAACAUGAGACAAGUGAACAGUACGAUUACCAUCUAACAGAUCACAUGGAUAUGCUUCCCUAUGAAUGCGAUCGUUGCGUCACGGAGAAAGUUGUCAUACGAUCGUUGCCAUCGUUGAAUAAGCAUUUUCUUAUGCACCUCAAACCGUUGAAAUGUCGAACCUGUGAUGCCCGGUUUACUACCUACAAAUCCAGAUUGAUCCACGAGAAAAGUUUCCACGUCGUGGCCGAACCACUUGCAUGCGAAAUUUGCAAGGAAACAUUCCUUUCGCAGAAGCGACUCAACAAGCAUAUGAAGAAUCACACGGAACUAGAAUCGGUAUCGUGUAAAAUUUGUGAGAAGCAGUUUAUCACCGCAUACGAUUUAGACUUACACACGAAGUCCGUUCAUCCCAGCUCGGCGGCCUUCAAUUACGAAGAGCUUUCCACUUUGGAUCCGGACGUAACAUUAGACUUUAACGCACCGUUGGAAAAUGCCAACAAAAAACCGAAAAAAGACUUUUUCUGCAUUCAAUGCAAUAAACAUUUGGCCAAUUCGAACAGCUACUAUUCCCAUAUGCAGGGCCACCGGAAGCAGUUCCAGUGUGGCUACUGUGGUGUUCGAAUUGCACGACUACGAGACUUCAGAGAUCACGAAAACACCCACACCGGGAAACGGCCAUACGAGUGCGAUAUCUGCAAGAUGAGAUUCAUGGCCGCAUCGACCUAUUAUGGUCAUAAAGCAACACACAAGGGGGAGAAGAAGUUUGCCUGCGAAACUUGCGGACGUCAAUUCUCUAGGAGGGAGCACAUGGUCAGCCACGCCAACAUACAUAAGAAACUAACACGACGAGGACGUAAAGCGGCGAAGAAAGAUGCUGAGACAACGGAGGCAGUACCGAAUGAUGAAGCGACGGCUCCUAUGGAUGAACCCUCACCAGAUAAUAAUUUAGAGACUAACAUCGAAACCAACGCCGAAGACGAUGUAGGGCAAACUGAAAUGGAAACAUAAUUACAAUACGCUUCUCAAUAAAACUUUUAAACGCA